This is a messenger RNA of Fomitopsis serialis, 1200 nucleotides long. RefSeq lists its product as uncharacterized. Bases 1 to 1200 code for a protein of 399 amino acids. The transcript has 2 exons. The record is from RefSeq and is a predicted model, not a curated record. Lineage: Eukaryota; Fungi; Basidiomycota; Agaricomycetes; Polyporales; Fomitopsidaceae.
AUGGUCUCCUACUACCACGACGACACUGUGAACGAUGGCCCUCUCCUCCCCGUCGAGCUGUGUGAACAUAUUCUCGACUUCGUCUGGCCCGAUCGCAUAACCCUUCUCUCCUGUGCACUCGUUUGUCGAGCGUGGCUCCCGCGCGGUCGCCUCAAUCUGCUCCACCAAGUCCGCCUUCGCGACAGGACGCAGGCAUGGUCCCUCUCCAGUUUCCUCUCUCGACACGCCGUCUGCUGCUCAUCCGUACGGGUGCUUCAGAUAUCGCCCCGCUACUCAGGGUGGACCCUCACGCGCGCCUUCCCGCUCCUUUUUGUUGGCAAACUCUCGCACGUCGAGCACAUCCGCCUCGAGAACCGCUGUGGCUUCAACUUCUUCGCCCAGCCGCGGUCUCUGACCGCGCUCGGUCAGUUUGUUUCCGUGAGGAAGUUGGAAAUCAGAGGCUAUAUGCUCCCGUCGCUGCAUUCGUUUGGCCGCCUCAUAACGGCCCUACCCAACAUAACCACUCUGAUUUGCCGGACCAUCCGGUGGUCCACGGUGGAUUACUCGCCCGAGUCCUUCAGGCCUGUCUCCGCACGCCUAAAGCUCACCACCAUGGCCAUGUCGGACAUUAGAUGGUAUGAUGAGUUGGUCGACAUGCUCGCUGACAUCGUCGAUCUGAGGUCCUUGCCCACCCUGAACAUUCAAUCCGUCCAGAUGCAGGAGCUACAGCCAGUGAACAGACUAAUCGAUGCUGUUGGUUCCGCGCUCCGGCAUCUCGUCCUAAGCCCCAGUCCUACGUCUUGGCCGGCCAGGAAUGCCAGUGCAUUUCCUACACUCACCAGUAACGUCAAUCUACGAACUCUCCGUCUGCAUUUCCACGACCGAGGCGAAUGGAUCGUCCCCAUGCUCUCCGAGCUCGCGUCUGAACCGCGGCCUUUCUUGGCACUGAGGAUCUCGAACCAGGAGAUCUUGGACGAAGAGAGUCUGCGUCUACUGCGACUAGAUCGUCUUGCCGAGAUCGUCGCGCAGCAUCGUUUGAACCCCAGGGAACUCGUCUUCUGUCACAAGCGGUCCAUAUUUGGCGUAGACGAGUAUCAUGCAGAAGUGCGACGGUGCUUACCAGACGCGGCAGCCCGUGGACUUCUGCGCAUCGAACCGAGUGAGUUUGUCUGCAUUGUACGACCUCAUGUACGUGAGUCGACUCACUCCCGCGAUAGGUGA